UGCAACAUGGAAAAAUCCAAACUCAAAAAUCUAAAUUCACCCUACUCAACUGAAGUUUUUGAUUCUGACCAUGUUUUUCAUUCUGAUAAAGUUCCUUACUUUGAAACAGUUUUGAGAGAAAAACAAGAUGUAAUGGUUGGAAAACAAGUAGAAGACAUCAAAGAAACAGUUGAGAAAGAACACAAAAAUGAGUUGAUGUUAAAGGUUUUUGAGUCCUUCACUUCAAUAAAGGAUUCAUUAUCUAGAGUAAAAGAAGGGUUAGAGUUAGAGGGAGAAAAAGAUGAAACUUUCGAUAAAGAAAUGGUUUAUGUUGAACCAGAAUUACGUGAUGAAUCAAGGGUGUUUUUGGAAGAAGCAAGGUUGAUUUCAAGGCUUGCAUUUGAGGUAGAAACAAAGGUUGAAAAAUAUAAGGAGUUAGUGAAAAAGGAGAAGAGAGAGUUGGAGAAUAGUUUGAUAAGUUUAACUGAGGAGAAUAGGGAUAUUAAUAACUUGCUUAGGGUAGCUUUGUUAGAGAAAGAAGCAUUAGAGAAGAGAAUUAAAGGACAUGAUCAUAAAAGAAAGCCCCUUUUGCAGUUUGCUGAAUUUGGAUUGCAGAAAGUUGGAUUUGGGUUCAUGAUGGGAGGUGGAAAUAGUAAUGAGCAAUCAACAGAAAGUGCUUCUGAGGGUAACAAAUCAGAUGGCAGUGAUUAUGAAGUUGAAGUUGUUAGUUUGGCCUCGACAGUGGAAAGGAUGAUGAAGAAUCUGCGUCUUGAAAUCACUCAAUUGAGACGAUCUUUGGAAGAAUCUAGAUCAGACGCAGAGCGCCUCCAAUGUCUCACAGAGAAACAAACCAAAGAGAUUGAAGAAAAUAAACUCUACAUCAAAGAGUUAGAAGAUAGAGAAAGAAUCUUGGCUCAAAAUGUAGAGGAGUUUUUGAUUGAAAGCAAAGAAGCAGAAGCAGAAGUAGCUAGAUGGAAAGAAGCUUGUGAAUUAGAAGUUAAAGCCGGAAAGAAAGAUAUUGAAGAGCGUGACAAAAUGGUUGCUGCAUUGAAACAAGAACUACAAAAAACAAAGGGUGCUUUGGACAUAUCCAAUGGAAAAUUAAGACUUAAAGAAGAACUAGCAAUGACUGCAAUAGCAGCACAGGAAGCGGCAGAGAAGUCUUUGCAGCUAGUUGAUAGUAGAGGAGUUGAACUUCGUCGGCGGAUUGAAGAGCUAAGUAGACAACUUGAGGAAGCAGAGAAACGUGAACGUAAUAGUCGUAAAGUGAGACGUAUAUGUUGGCCAUGGCAAGUUUUUAGAUUGAGUUCUAGCAAUAUUGCAGACACUAGAAUUGGAAAUGCUAAAAGGAUGCUACCAGAAAUGCAAUCCUUUCUUCAAUAAAAUGUAUAAUAUAACAUUUUUCCAGUUGAAUCAUCUUAAACUCAGGUUUUUUCUGUUUAAAAGUGGGAUAUUUUAUAGUUGUUGACAUGAUGUAUUUUGAACAUCAUUCGCACCUGAUUAACUUAUAAUCAACUAGCCAUUUUGUAAUUCAAUGAAUUAGCUUAUCGUUAGGGUACUAAAAUAAAGUGCUUGAAAGCCA
This is a messenger RNA of Trifolium pratense (red clover), 1561 nucleotides long. RefSeq lists its product as uncharacterized. The coding region runs from base 7 to 1362 and encodes 451 amino acids. The record is from RefSeq and is a predicted model, not a curated record. The transcript has 5 exons. Lineage: Eukaryota; Viridiplantae; Streptophyta; Magnoliopsida; Fabales; Fabaceae.